AUGAGAUUGCUGAAUUAUCUGAAACAAUGGCGUGGGACGGCCAAGGAGGCAUUCGGUCAAGUAUCAGUCGUCGCCAAGUUUCUCUGUUUGCUUCACGUCACCGAUCGUUACCUAAUUUCCUCCACCCACGUUCAAGGUCCAAGCAUGCUUCCGACGCUUAACCUCACCGGCGAUGUCAUUUUAGCGGAGCAUUUAACGCACCGGCUCGGUAUGAUUGGGCUCGGUGACGUUGUAUUGGUUCGAUCUCCGAGGGACCCGAACAGGAUGGUGACGAAGCGGAUCUUGGGUUUAGAAGGACAUAGACUCACUUUCUCUGCUGACCCAUUGGUCGGUGAUGACUCUAUCAGUGUUGUGGUUCCAAAAGGUCAUGUUUGGAUACAGGGAGAUAACUUGUAUGCUUCAACUGAUUCACGUCAUUUUGGACCUGUGCCUUACAAUCUCAUUGAAGGCAAAGCUCUUCUACGGGUCUGGCCACCAGAAUGCUUUGGCUCAUUGAGAUGA
Molecule: messenger RNA, 501 nt
Organism: Microthlaspi erraticum
Lineage: Eukaryota; Viridiplantae; Streptophyta; Magnoliopsida; Brassicales; Brassicaceae
Source: the annotation of a GenBank genome assembly